This is a messenger RNA of Passer domesticus (house sparrow), 4543 nucleotides long. RefSeq names its product leucine-rich repeat-containing protein 14-like. The transcript has 3 exons. The coding region runs from base 1857 to 3443 and encodes 528 amino acids. Gene Ontology annotation, cellular component: cytoplasm. The record is from RefSeq and is a predicted model, not a curated record. Lineage: Eukaryota; Metazoa; Chordata; Aves; Passeriformes; Passeridae.
GGGGGUCCCGGGGCUCGUUUGGGGGGUGCUGGGGACUGUUUUGGGGGUCCCUGGACUGGUUUAAAGGGUCCUGGACUGGUUUUGGGGUCCCUGGACUGGGUUUGGGGUCCCUGGACUGGUUUGAAAAUCCCUGAACUAGUUUUGGGGUCUCUGGGCUGGGUUUGGGGUCGCUGGACUAGUUCAGGGGGUCCUGGACUGGUUUGGGGUCCCUGGACUGGUUUCGGGGUCUCUGGACUGGUUUAGGAGUCCCUGGACUGGUUUGGGAAUGCCUGAACUGGUUUUGGGGUCCCUGGUCUGGCUUAGGGGUCCCCAAAGUGGUUUUGGGGUCCCUGGUCAGAUUUGGGGGAUCCCUGGAUUGAUUUUGGGGUUUCUGGACUGGUUUAGAAAUCUCCAAACUGGUUUGGGGCUCUCUGGACUGGUUUGGGAGUCCUUAAACUGGUUUUGGGGUCUUUGAGCUGAUUCUGGGGUCUCUGGGCUGGGUUUGGGGUCCCUGGACUGGGUUUGGGGUCCCCAAACUGGUUUAGAAACCUUCAGACUGGUUUAGGGGUCCCUGGGCUGGGUUUGAGAAUCCUCAGAGUGAUAUUGGGGUUUCUGGACUGGUUUAGGGGUCCUCAAACUGGUUUGGGGGUCUCUGGACUGGUUUUGGGGUCCUGGACUGGUUUUGGGGUCCCCAUAGUGGUUUUGGGGUCCCUGGACUAGUUUAGGGGAUCUCUGGAGCACUUUGGGUGUCCCUGAACUGGUUUAGGGUCCCUGGACUGGUUUCAGGGUCCCUGGACUGGUUCAGGGAGUCCUGGAUUGGUUUGGGGGAUCUUUGGACUGGUUUGGGGUCCCUGGACUGGUUUUGGGGCCCCCAAACUGGUUUAGAAACCCCCAAACUGGUUUUUGGGUCCCUGGACAGAUUUGGGGGAUCCCUGGACUGGUUUGGGAAUGCCUGAACUGGUUUUGGGGUCUCUGGGCUGGGUUUGGGGUCCCUGGACUGGUUGUGGGGUCUCCAAAGUGGUUUUGGGGUCCCUGGAUUGGGUCAGGGGGUACUGGGCUGGGUUUGGGGUCCCUGGACUGGUUGUGGGGUCUCCAAAGUGGUUUUGGGGUCCCUGGAGUGAUUAUGGGAUUUCUGGACUGGUUUGGGGAUCCCUGGACCCGUUUGGGGUCCCUGGACUGGGUUGAAAAUCCCUGAACUGGUUUUGGGGUCUCUGGGCUGGGUUUGGGCCCCCAAACUAGUUUAGAAACCCCCAAACUGGUUUUGGGGUCCCUGGAGUGAUUUAGGGGUUUCUGGACUGGUUUUGGGAUCCCCAAAGUGGUUUUGGGGUCCCUGGACUGGUUUGUGGGGUCCCCAAAGUGGUUUUGGGGUCCCUGGACUGGUGCAGGGAUUCCUGGACUGGUUUUGGGGUCUCUGGGUUGGGUUUGGGGAUCCCUGAACUGCUUUUGGUGCCCCCAAACCAGUUUUGGGGUCCCUGGACAGGUUUGGGGGAUCUCUGGACUGGUUUGGGAAUCCUUAAACUGGUUUUAGGGUCUCUGGGCUGGGUUUGGGGUCCCUGGACCGGUUUAGGGGUCCCCAAACUGGUUUGGGUGUCCCUGGACUGGUUUUGGGGUCUCUGGGCUGGGUUUGGGGUCCCUGGACUGGUUUAGGAGUCCCUGGGUUGGGUUUGGGGUCCCCAAACUGGUUUUGGUGCCCCCAUACUGGUUUUGGGGUCCCUGGACAGAUUUGGGGGAUCCCUGGGUGCGCCUCACUCCAAGCCCCCAUUUUUAGGAACUCCCCAUCCCAUCCCCCACCCCAUUUCUCCCACAGCUUCCCCACGGGCGGCGGCGCCGACGGGAAAACCCCCCCGGAAUUCCGGAACCUUCCCCGAUCCGCCGCCAUGGCUCCGUCGCGCAGCCGCUCCACCCAGAUCCCGCCGUGCGUCCCAAAGCGCCAACUCCCGCCCGGAUACUCGGAUUCCCUCCUCUUCCUCUGCGCCCGCCGCAUCGUGGCCCACCACCCGCUGCCCGUCCUGCCCGCGCUCCCCGCCCACCUCUACCCCAUCCUCUUCCAAGCGGCGUUCCUGGACGGGCGACCCCUGGUCCUGCGCGAUCUGGUGGCCGCGUGGCCUUUCCCGGUGCUCAACUUCCAGCGGCUCGUGGGGCGCCGCGAGCUGCUGCGGGACCAUCCCUGCAAGCUCUGCGUCCAGGCCGUCAUCCUGGCCGUGGUGGCGCAGCUCCGGCGGCAGCUGGAAGAGCCCGGACACGACGCCAGCGGGUGCCGCCUGCGCGUGCUGGACGUGACAGGAGUUCCAGACGAUCCAGCCGGCCGCGCUCCGGACGGGAUGAGCGUCUGGUCCGGCACAGUGGCUUUGGCCAAGGCUUGCGUGGAGGUGUCCAAGCACCAACGGGAAUUCCAGAGGCGCGGAACCAAGCGGCACAAAGGCCGCUCCGGAGCCGCCACGGCCGCGGCCGCCCCGCAGCCCCCGGGCGUGGACGUCCACGCCGACCUGUUCGUCAACGGAACGUCCUAUGGGAUCCUGCGCGACGCGCUCCAGACCGGAGCCGCCAGCCCGCUGCGCCUCAAGUGCCGCGAGUUCCAAGCGGAAAAGCUCUCCCUGGCCGGAAUCGUGAGCCUGCUGGAAACUCUGGAUCCCUCCUGCGUGCGGAGGGUGGAUCUGCGCUUCCGGAAUUUGGGAUUGACCGGGCUCUCGGUGAUCCUGCCGCACCUCUCGCGCUUCCCGGAGCUGCGCAGCCUCAAGCUCCAGUACAGCAACGUGGACGUGCGGCGCCCGACGCCGGAAUCGGCCAUCGGAAUCCGGUGCCUGGCCGGGCAGCUGGGAAUGCUGCCCAGCCUCCGCGAGCUCAACCUGGGAUCCUCCCGGCUCUCCGGGAAUCUGCGCCAGAUCCUCUGCGACCUCCAGGCUCCGUUGGAAAGCUUGGAAUUGGCCUUCUGCUCCCUCGUUCCCGCCGACCUCGCCUUCCUCUCCCAAAGCUUCCACGCUCCGGCCCUCAAAAGGUUGGACCUGAGCGGCCACGACUUCUCCCAAGGCCUCCUGGAGCCGCUGCGGCUGCUCCUGGAGGAAACCUCGGCCUCGCUGCUGCACCUGGAUCUCAUGGAAUGCCGCAUGGCCGACUCCCACCUGGACGCGCUGCUGCCCACGCUGCGCCGCUGCUCCCGCCUGCGCUUCCUGGGACUCUACGGCAAUUCCCUGUCCACGGCCGCGCUCAAGGAUCUGCUCCAGAAAACCUUGGAGCUGCCCGACCUCCACCUGGUCGUGUAUCCCUUCCCCGUGGAUUGCUACAAGCCGGAGCCGCCGCGCCGAGUGCCGGGAUCCCGGCGGAUUUACGAGGAGCCCAUGGAUGGCGAACGUUUGGCGGCGGCCACCGCGGAGAUUUCCCAGCUGCUGGCGAAUUCCGGGAGAACCGACCUCGUCUGGACUUACAAUCCCUACGGCCACGGAACCCUGGACUACUUCUCCUUGUGAUUUGGGAAAAGCUCAGAGCGUCCAUCAUGGAAAAGCGCCGCCACCUCCUUCCCAAAAUCCGGGCGUUCUCUGCCUCAUCCCGGUGCUUUUCCGCCUCAUUCCAGUGGGUUUUUUUCCUUUUAUUUCGGUGCUUUUCCACCUGUUCUCAGUAUUUUUCCAGCUCAUCCCGCUUUUUUUCCUCCCCAUCCCAAAUUUUUUCCCUGAUUUCAUAGCAUUUCUGCCACCGUUUGAGUUUGUUCCUCUCCAUCCCGAUAGUUUUCCCAUCAUCCCAAUAGUUUUCCCCCUCAUCCCGGUAUUUUUCCGCCUCAUCCCGGUAUUUUUCCUUCCAUUUCAUUAUUUUUCCGCCUCAUCCCAGUGUUUUUCCUCCCAUUUCAUUAUUUUUCCAGCCCAUCCCGGUGUUUUUCCAUCAGGAUUGGCUUUGCAUGGCCAAUUUCCGGGAGGCUCCGGGGUUGGAUUCUGUGGGAAGCUUCCGGAAGCUUCUCCCGUGUCCGACCGAUCCUGUCGGGAACGGCGGCGUCGCCUCUGGAAUAAAAAUUGGGUUGGAAGAAACCAAUCCAGGCACAGAUGGAAUUCCAGAGUGGGAAUUUUGCAAAGCAACGACUCUGGAGAUGAUUCCAUAGUGCUGGAGUGGAAAUUCCCAAAAUUCCGUGGCGCGUCCUGGAGCUGGAUCUUGGCAGGGACCUGCGGAUCCGCGGAAAAAGGAGCAGAUUCCUGGGAGGAAUCCCAUGGAUGAAAAAAAACCUUUGGAGCAGGAUAUUCCUGAAGGAUUGACCCCUUGGAAAAAUCCAUGAAGAAUUGUCUUCCGUGGGAGCGACGCGUUGGAGAAAUCCGUGGAAAACUCUCGCCGUGGGGUGGAUUGGCAUUAGAAAAUGCAUGGAAAACUUACCUUGGGAUGGAUUCACGGAGAAAUCCAUGGAAAACUCGCAGUGGGAUGGAUUCACCUUGGAGAAAUCCAUGGAAAACUCCUGGGAUGGCCUCCAGCGCUGCCGGAGGGAUUGAGGGAAAGCCGGGAACGAGGGAUUUGGGGGAGGGAAAAGUUGGAUUUGGGGUCUUGUUAUCCUGCUCUGAUUCCGCUGGAAAUAAACUCAUCCUAUCCCAUA